Messenger RNA from Salvelinus sp. IW2-2015, 3258 nucleotides. It is a transcript of the gene ccdc191, whose product is annotated as coiled-coil domain containing 191. Lineage: Eukaryota; Metazoa; Chordata; Actinopteri; Salmoniformes; Salmonidae. The record is from RefSeq and is a predicted model, not a curated record.
GUACCAGCAACUGUACAACUAGCAAUACAUUACUUUUGUAUUAGCUUAAAAAAAUGGACUUCUACGUUUUUUUUCUGUAAGUUUAGUGUUAUAAGUUGUGGUUAAUACAACUUUGAUAUAGGUAUAUACAUGAGGUUUUCUGUAUUAGCCAGGUACAAAGUACAAGCUAUUUCUUGGCUUAAAAAAUGUCAUACUCGCAUAACCCUGAUAUGUUUCGCUGGAAAAGAUUCACGAAGACUAAAAACCCCACUGCAAAUAAGGUGAUGCACAGUAAUGGGGAUAUUGACCAAUGGCUGAAGACUGUGGAAAUGGCCUCAGACUUUGCAUUGACUGAGGUGUUUUCCCUGAAGAAGCCCCAUUCAGGGAUAAGCAGCCAGACAAUGGCACUAAAAAAUACAGAGCAGCUGCUGGAUCAUGACGAAGCAUACGGGGAAGCUCAGGCUCUUCUUAGUGAAUGGAUGAACAGCAAGUUGCGUCUGGAACUGGAGAUGGAGGAAGAGGAGGAUGUGAUUGUCUCCCCCGAGAAGAACAGUCCAGAAGCAAUGCCACCUGCCCAGCCUGUCUCCCUGGACUACAGUAACUUUGAUGACCUUUAUUCCCACCUGGCUGAGGAGGAGGAGAGCUCAGUGGUCAACAACUUCCUUCAAGACCUCAUGGAGUGGGAAGUGGUGGAUUCUGGGAUAGUGCAGGAUCUGGCACUAGACUCAGAAGAGCGAGACAGGAUGAAGAUAAGGGGGAUGGGCCUCACCAUGGAGGCGCGUCAACGACAGGUACGUGAGAAGCGUGCAAUGCGGGAUGCGGAGCGGGAGAGGCUGCACAGCGAAAGGGAGGCGCGGAGGCAGGCCAGGGAGGAGGCGCGUAGAAGGGAGCAGGAGGGGGAGAGGCGGAGGAGGCAGGAGGCGCGCAGACAGGAGGAAAUGGUGCAGCAGGAGAUGGUGCGACUGCGCCGCGAGAUGGAGGAGAGGAGGAACCUGGAGCAGCUAACCAGGGAGAGGGUUGCCAGGAAGACUGCAGCUAAUAAGAGCUCUCUGGCGCUCCAGCCAGGCCCCUCACUCUCUACUACACAGAAACAACAGGACAGAGAGAGACCAGAGUCACACAGACUACAGCAGGCAGAGGCCAGGACUCCGAUGCUCAACCUGCAGUGUCUGCAGAGGCACUUCUCUGGCUGGUACUGUGUGCUGUUGGAGAGGAGGGUGCGGAUGGGCAAGGCUGCGGCGCUCUGUGAUUGGAAGAGGGAGCUGAGGGCGUGGCGAGCCUGGCGGGCGCUGGUAUGGGCAGGGAGAGAGCAGAGGGAGGUGGAGAGAACAGAGGAGGAGCUACAAAUCCAGAACAGACGCUGCCAGGUGGCGAUAGAGAGUGACCGGAGGCGUAUGCUAAGGCGAUGCCUGAGUGAUUGGCGGUUGUGGUGUCGGGCGGAGAGAGGACGCCGGGAGCUGUUGGCACAGCAGGAAGAAACACGGUACAAGAUGGCCUCACUGAUCAAUGCUGCGGCAACUGGGAAACUCAAGGCUCCUGAGACACCUGCUAAUGAGCAAAUUACAGCCAUUCCUGAGACUUUUGACCAAUCACAGACCACAGAACUGAAAGGUCAGGUGGGGUCACGACCUGCUGGCCCCGCCCCAUCUCCUGCCUGUCAAGGUAACAGACAGCUGGGGGCUGUGGUCCAGCCCACCCUUCCCUGGCAGGUGACACGGCGUCACGCGGCUCUGAGUGGAGAUGAGCUGAGGCGAGCACGGCAGAGGGGUGAGGAAGGUGGGGACGGCAGUGUAGGUGCUGUCCCCCGUUCUCGUAGUGCAGAGUUGCGUGGAGGACGGUUUGAGCGUCGCCACGCCAGCCAACAGCAGACCAUCACAGAGCAGAGGAGGCUCCUCCGGGAACAGCAGGAGCAGAUCGCACGCCUGCAGGAGGGUAAGGGCAUGAUGGGAUUGAAGCAGGAGGCACAGAUUGCUCAGUUUGCUGUCCCAGCAGCCCAAGGGCCCAGAGGGAUGAUCUCUGACCACAAAGAACCCAGGGCUGGGAGUGUCUCUCAGGGGAACGAUGGCCGCUCCUCGGCCUCCAGGAAACUAGCCGUCCGUCUGCCAUGUUGUCAUCCCACUGUCAUGGCCAUGGAGGAACGUGCUCGUCAGCGAGUGGAGCGCAGGAGGGAGGUGGAGGAGCUGAAGACAAAGAAGGAAGAGGAGAGAAUAGCCCAGCUGAAAGCAGCAGAGGAGGAGAGGCAGAGGGAGGAGGAGGAACAGAAACGUAGAGCAGCUGAAAGGAGAAGGGAGGAGAAGAGACAAGAGAGAGAGAGGGAGCAGGGGAACCAGAGGAGGUUUGAGCGAGAGCAGCAGCUCCAGACCCAGGCCCAGCAACACUACCAUAAAUCUCUGUUACUACGGCGAGGCCUGGCGCCAUGGAAACGCAGAGUCGCCAUGAGCCAAGCCAACACUCAGCUGGCCAGGGCUCAUCACAGACAGUCUCUCCUGAAACGGUGCAUCCUGUCCUGGCAGCAGGUAACAGGCGAGUCCCUGGCUCAGAAACGAGCCUCUGCCAAACAACUGCAUCAACACAUCCUGCUACGGAGGAGCCUGGGCAACUGGAAAAGGUUGAAGGACCACCGCAUGGUUCUAGAGGGGCAGGCCGACCGGUUCUGGCACAUGCACACUCUGAGGAGGGCUCUGAUCGCGUUACUAGAUCACGUGACCCAGGAGAGGAUGGUGGAGUGGGUCCGGGAGCAGCAGGCUCAGGGACACAGUGAUAGGCGAGCGGUGCGGAGUUGUUUCCAGGCCUGGAGACAGUAUCCAGGGUGGCUGCGUGAGGAGAGAGAGAGGGAAACCAGGAGGGAGAAGCUGAGACGCAGAGUGGCAGAGAGUCCUACCUGACUUCCGCUCCUCUCCUCUGAACUUUCAAUGGGGACAAGCCCUGCUGUGACUCACAGGACACACACAGGCAGACACGACGGAAUACUUCAAUACAGCAUAAUCCAGCAGAUGGGAGCCAAUAAAUGUGGCUUGUUGCUGGUGUAACAAGUACACACACAGGCUGUUUGUCAUCCUUAAUGGCCAGAGAAAGCUGGAUAUAACUUUAUGAAGACCGUUUGGAAAACUUUUGUAACACCAAUGACUCGUUAAAAACUGAACGUAUGUUCAGGUUAUUGAAUUUGUUUUAUUUGUGUAUCAUUGAAGUCACAGUUUGAUGUAAUUUGACAGACGCUUGAAGGCAUCAAUAAGGAUAAAAAAGCAUAUCACCAUAAGCGAGUUGCACUGUGUUUUGUGU